Molecule: messenger RNA, 2082 nt
Organism: Lingula anatina
Lineage: Eukaryota; Metazoa; Brachiopoda; Lingulata; Lingulida; Lingulidae
Product: transcription initiation protein SPT3 homolog
Biological process (GO): transcription by RNA polymerase II
Molecular function (GO): transcription coactivator activity; protein heterodimerization activity
Source: RefSeq, a predicted model, not a curated record
GCAUGCAUUAAUGUCAUGCGCAUGCGUGAUUCAUUGAAAAUGGCAGCGCCCAUGGAAGGGCAAUAUUUUCGUUAAAACGGGCAUAUUUUUCGCAAAUUCAGCCCACCCGUGCUUGCUUGGACAAUCUGCUUGUCAAGUAUAAGAUGGAAGGCAGGUGGUAAGGAUAGACGGCGCCGUAAAGGUGCCCUUCGCCCAGUGUAAGCCGCGCCCCCGCUAAGUGCGUAGGUGGACUCGCAUGCCUUCCAUGAAUACCUGUAUUUCGCUCUGAUAGCAUAAUCAUUAUUCAUGGCUAUUGACAUUCACGUGCUCUUGUUUACAGUGAACAUUCUAUAAUAUGGGCAAAUCGGUAUAUUGAAGGAGCGUGUUUCUUUGUUGGCUAAGUGUUCUACCGGAAACUUGACACCCGUGGCUUCUCACUCGAGCCUAGUGUGAAAACCAUUCACCAAUAAAGGAAGAGUCUCUCAUGUUUGCAAGGAAAGUGGCAAACUGAACUGAACUGACCAGGGGCUAGUGCUCUGAUAGGGCUGUUAUUGGCCAUUGGAGCUGACCAGUCAUGGAACACGCGGGAAUGGAAAGCCCUCCAGCAAGGGUGCGGAAACACGAUUCUCCUCACCAGGGGACUUUAUCCAAGUCCCAUGAGGCGUGGUUUGCUACGGAGAUUCAGCAGAUGAUGCAUGGUUUUGGGGACUGCAGAAAACCAUUAUUACAGUCAGCUGAACUCAUUGAAUCCAUAGUUCAUGAGCAGAUGGUUGCUUUACUCGUCCAAGCAUCAGAGGUCAAUGCCAUGAGAAAUGGGAGGUAUCUAGGGUUAGAGGAUUUGCUUUUCAUAAUGAGGAAAAGUAAGAGCAAGCUACGAAGAUUGAUACGCUACUUAGAGUUAAAAGAUCUCAAGGCAGCUGCAUUGAAGGGGACCUCCAUUGAUGAGGAUGAAAAUGGAGAGCAAGAAUUGAAAGCUGCUAGGAAAAGGAGAAAAGUGUGCUAUGAUUUUUUGAGCACAAUUGACCAAACAGGUGAACUCUUAGCCCUUUUUGAUGAUGAAAGUCCAGAUGAGGUCAAAGUGGAAAGAGCUUUGAGGGCAGAACUGCAGACUCGACACAUGGACCCCAACCAAUACAUGCAGUACUGUGAAGCAAGGCAGGUCAGCUUCAGUCAAAAGUACAAGUCUCAAAAGUUCAAGGACUGGUUGCUGUCUGGGGUCCCAGGAAAUCUCAAGCCUAAUCCACUGGCCUUGGAAGCUCUGGCUUACCUGGCCUAUGAAUGCAUUGCACAGAUUGUUGAUCUGGCUUUGCUGGUUAAGAGAGACAAGCAAGCAGAGGUAGACAACCCAUUCAACCAGCUGAUGCCUAGUUCAGUGUUGAAUUAUGAUCCAACACCACUCAUGUUACAACUUCACAGUGCUGCCUUAGCACUGAAGUCUCCGCCUUCCACUGGCCCUGUCUCUCCAUCAGCUACCCCUCCAUCUACCCCCUCCACCCCCUCUAACCCUCUUGGACUGAGUGGGAGCACUAUAGGGACAGUUGGGACCCCUGGCUCUGGGGGCAGCAGCACAGUCUCCAAUAUACAAACAAAGUCUAGGAGUAAGAAGAGAAACAAGAGUGGCAGUUCCCCUAGUGUUGUGGAUGUUUCAAGUCAAGCAAUUCAGCCAGCUGAUAUUAGAGAGGCAUUAAGAAGAUAUGGUCAGGCCAUAGGGGUCUUCAACACAUUUUCUAAAAACCGACACCCUUCACCGAGAGAUGUUUUGUUAUGCUGUUAGCGCAGUAUCACAUGCAUAUCCAGGCUUCAGGAUUUUUCACAGACACCAAAGUUGUAUAAUUUUGCAGUAUGUUUUUGUAUCAUAAUGUCAUUCAACAAACAAAAUAACUUGUGGUUUUGGUUGUCUGUCACUUUUGAUUUCCAGUUUUAUGAGAAAGCAGUUUUAAGGCUUUUUACUCAUACUCUUGUAAUUAUAUUUUCCAAACUAUUUCUAGGUUUGCUUAUGGAAUAACUGUUCGACACAUAUUGAUUAAGUUACAUGUUCAUAAUUGCUGUGUCACAAGUUCGAUAAAAAGAUUGGAGACAAAUAAAUGUCCUUACAAAAUUGGG